CGAGGAAUAAGGAGAGGAAGGAAGGAGCAGAAAAGAGGGCAGAGAAGUAUGCAGGGAUGGAGAAGGAAAGGGAGAAAGCGACGAGUGAGCGAGAGAUCGACACACGAAGACGAGAGACGGAGAUCAGGAGAAAGAGGAAGAAAGAAGGAGAGAGAGGGAGGAUAGAGAGAGGGAGGGGAGGGAAGGAGAGAGAGGCUAUCACAAUAAACUCAGACAGAGAUUGAACCACGGAGAUUGAACGGUGAGAUACAGUAGAAACAGAGCGACUGGAUUUAAGUGGUUGAGAGGGGAGCCGCCCGUCAGCUACGUUUUCAGAUUCUCAGGUGGCGACACAGGGAGAGAAAAGUGAGGUCGGUCGGCCACAGCCAGGUCGUUAUUUGAGGCUUAAUUUCAGACCUACCGACGGGCGGAAAACAAGCAUCUGAAGAUGGAGGGGAUGGCGUACGGAGCUGGCAAGGCUGGCGGAGCCUUCGAUCCACUCACGUUUUUCCGGCAGCCGUAUACUAUACUUCGGAUGGUGUCCUGGCUUUUCACCAUCGUGAUCUUCGGCUCCAUCGCCAAUGAAGGCUAUGUGAACCGGCCCGAGGAACUCGAGGAGCACUGCAUCUUCAACCGCAACCAGAACGCCUGCAACUACGCCGUCGCCAUGGGAACGCUGGCCUUCCUCUGCUGCGCCGCCUUCCUGGUGCUGGACGCGUACUUCCCGCAGAUCAGCAGUGUCAAGGACCGCAAGAAGGCCGUGCUGGCCGACGUUGGCGUGUCUGCCUUCUGGUCCUUCAUGUGGUUCGUCGGUUUCUGCUUCCUGACCAACCAGUGGCAGGCCGCCAAACGCCAGGACAACCCGCUGCGGGAGGGCGCCGAUGCCGCACGGGCCGCCAUCACUUUCUCCUUCUUCUCCAUCUUCACCUGGGCGGGGCAGGCUUUCCUGGCAUACCAGCGAUAUAAGCUAGGAGCUGACUCUGCCCUCUUCUCCCAAGACUACGCCGACCCCAGCCAAGAACCAGGUGCUGCUGGCGCCCCCUAUAGCUCUUACACGGGGAGUGACCUGGGCGGUCAGGACAGCACCGGAUCCUACCAGCAGCCGGGCUCGGAGGGGGCCUUCGAUGGGGGGUACCAUAGUCAGGACUACUGAGCCAGGGGGCAGGGCUGAGGGUGGGCAUUGGGGAUGGGGGGUGUUUCUGGGUAAUCCAUUCGGGGGCAUCUACCUGGGCGACAUGGAUGACAGCUUACCAGGUUGCCUUUAACGGGGGAGAUCAGUGUUGGUUGUCUUCAUCAUGCGCAGCUGAGUGAGUUUGGUGCCGUGCCAUUUGACGGGGUUUGGAGGUGGGGCUGACGCCGAAGUUUGGCCUCCCGGACGCGACGGUGUUCAUACUCACCAAGUGUUCCUGCCACUAAGACAUAGCCGUGUUCUCCAGGUGUCUGGUGGACAGCAGUCUACUGAGGCCCUCUGUCUUCCGGUUCGAAUGAUCGCGCUUAUCCAGGGUUGGGUUAGGGUAAUCCUGCUGGCUGUUAUUCAAAGCUACAGGAUUGGGAACUGAUUUAUUUGGCCAGUUUAUUACAGGAGUCUCGGUUUACUGCAUUUACUUGCAUACAUACUGGCUUUACUGCGUUUCCAUAUUGAUCUUGUGCCCAGGCUCACAGGAUAGCGAGCUUUGCGGCUACUUCAGUCAUUUCAGGUUUGCGGCAGUCUCCCCCUUUACAUAAAAGUCUGGUGCGUGUAAAUUUCAAACAGGCAGGAUAGUUAGCAGCCAGGCACGUUCACAAGCCGUGGCAACUUAUUAUCAAUGCAUUCAGUAGGACGGGAACCCAGGAGGGUCAACGUGAACCACGACACACGCAGAGGGCAGUUUGACAGGUACGGCGAACUGAAUACGUACAGAACGCAGCCGAGGUCAAGAGGCUGAGUCACCAUUCGGCUCAGGCUUAGAGCAGCAAGCAUGUCUGAUCUAAGGGACUUUGAACACGAUGUGAUUGUUGGUGCCGGAUGUGGAGGUUCUAGGGUCUCAGAUACCACUGCCUUCCUGGGAUUCUUCUGCAUUACAGUGUGUGCAGUGUGCAGCUUAUAAGCACCACUGCAGAAAUAACAGCUUAGUGCAACAGUGCUGUACAGAAAGGUGGCUCUGAUCACACAACUUCACCCACAAAGUGGUGCUGGAGGCAAAAGUGGUUUCUGCUCAGUACGAGCCAGGCGUACCUAAUGAAUCGGCUAUUGAGGGUUUUACCACUGUAAGCAGGGAGAUGCAGGGUUUACCGGACCUAAAUCACGUACUAUAUUCCAUGGUGCUGUUUGCUAAUUUUUACUUUGAGACUAAGUUACAGGUCAACAGGCCAGACAUCACUGGUACUGAAACCUACAGGGACUUAAGUAGGUGGCUUAACAGAAAGACAUAUUUGAAAGUUGGCCGAAGUUUAGCAUCGGUGUCCAUGCCCUGUGGUCAUUUCCGUCUGUGUCUGAGCCCACGGGACUUACCAAGAGGGAGGGCUGAGGGCUUGGAGCUGUGCUCCGUCAGAAGCGGGGCGCUCUUAAUGCCAGUCUGAAUGGCUCAGCAGCAUUCUUAACCUCAGUAUGUCACUUAAAAGCGGAAGCUAAGAACAGGCAGCAGUUCUGCCUAACAGAUGGCUUGGAAUUUUCUAUCAGUGCACCUUUUAGGACAGUGUUUCUCAACCCAGUCUUCAGGGACCCCCAGACAGACAUUUUUGCUCCCUCCCAGCUCCCUGCCAGACAGUCCACAUUUUUGCUCCCUCCAAGGUCCCUGUCAGACAGUCCACAUUUUUGCUCCCUCCCAGCUCCCUCCCAAAUAGUCCACAUUUUUGCUCCCUCCCAGCUCCCUGUCAGACAGUCCACAUUUUUGCUCCCUCCCAGCUCCCUCCCAAAUAGUCCACAUUUUUGCUCCCUCCCAGCUCCCUCCCAGUUUAAUAAAACGUGGACCGUCUGUGGGUCCCAGAGGACCAGUUUGAGAAGCACUGCUUUAUGACAAUAUGGCACCACCUGGAGGUGACAAGGUGGCACUACAAUGCAAAGUUGACAAACACAGCUGACAGAUAAGUGGAUGUUUCCACUGCCAAUCGACUACAACCAACACUGGUUCUACAUUAGUAACUGCGCCCUUAAUGUAGCUUGUGGAACCUCGCAUGGUGAUUAGCAGUGCAGAAGUACUGUACCAGCAGAUUCAUCUAAAUAAGCGUUAAUUAGUUCUCUUUCAGUCCAAGAACUGAAGAUGGUAUUUACUGACAUUUAUUUUGUGUUUAUUUUUUUAUGGUUUAACUGUGUUUCGUGAAGACACUUGGCUGAAAAAUAAAGACUAUAAUCUCAAAUUCAAUUAAAUUAUUAUUGUCAGCAGAAAUUUAAAUAUACAGAUAAAUUAUGUAUGCUGAACUUUUUAUUUUGUUGUAAAAAUGUCUGUAUAUAAUUUUCUAAAUGGGUAAUUAUAAAAAUAUAUCAGGCGUAUUAUUUAAAUCCCAAGCAUAAUCCCUAUUAAAACACUCUUUACAUCCCUCUGUAAUAUUAAAAAUAUACCAAGUAAUACUUAACAGUAGAAUAGUGUUUAAUGUGAAUAAAAGGUCAUUUAUUUCUGGCUUUUAUUCAGUAUAUUAUGGUAUGGUGAUGUGCUCUGAACCAGGAAAUAUAUCCGUCCUCUGUAUGAAAUAAAUAUUUUGGAAUAAUGAUUUUAAAAAGAAAAAAACAUUAUGCUCAAAGUACCGAUUGAAUAGACAUGUGUAGGGUUGUGUUACUUUGACGUGUUAUGACAUAAUGAAAGUGCUGUGAUUUAUUUUUAUUGAUUAAAUUAAUCAGUUUA
Molecule: messenger RNA, 3797 nt
Organism: Brienomyrus brachyistius
Lineage: Eukaryota; Metazoa; Chordata; Actinopteri; Osteoglossiformes; Mormyridae
Product: synaptogyrin-1-like
Exons: 4
Coding region: 428-1132 (234 amino acids)
Cellular component (GO): synaptic vesicle membrane; neuromuscular junction
Source: RefSeq, a predicted model, not a curated record